Nipponia nippon (crested ibis) is the source of this 1515-nucleotide messenger RNA. It is a transcript of the gene DCDC2, whose product is annotated as doublecortin domain containing 2. The record is from RefSeq and is a predicted model, not a curated record. Lineage: Eukaryota; Metazoa; Chordata; Aves; Pelecaniformes; Threskiornithidae. Gene Ontology annotation, biological process: cilium assembly; regulation of cilium assembly; dendrite morphogenesis. Gene Ontology annotation, cellular component: microtubule organizing center; axoneme; kinocilium.
AUGGCUAGUCCUGGCGCGAAGGCGUCGUGGCUCUCGCAGCCGAUGGUGAAGAGCGUGCGGGUGUAUCGCAACGGGGACCCUUUCUUCCCGGGGCACCGUAUUGUCAUCAAUGAGAAGAAAGUGUCCAACUUCGAGGUGUUCCUGAAAGAGGUGACAGGCAGGGUGAAGGCACCCUUUGGAGCUGUCCGUAACAUCUAUACCCCCCGGGGUGGGCAUCGUGUCCGGCAGCUGGAGGAGCUUCAGAGUGGAGAGCAGUAUGUGGCUGGUGGCAGGGAAGCCUUCAAGAAACUCAACUAUUUGGAUAUUGGAGAAACAAAGAAAAAACCUGCUGAAGUCAAUAAUGAGGUCAAGCCGGUUACUCACAGUAGAAUCACUGUGUCAGCACGGUUCCGAAAACCACUCCAGGAGCCCUACACUAUUUUCCUGAUUGCUAACGGAGACCUUAUUAGCCCUGUAGUGCGCCUCCUCAUUCCCAGGAAAACCCUGAAUCACUGGGAUCAUAUUCUCGAAAUGGUUACAGGAAAAGUUACUCUCAGAAGUGGAGCUGUUCACAGACUUUACACUUUAGAUGGAAAACUUGUUCAGAAUGGGUCAGACUUGGAGAACGGGCAAAUUUAUGUUGCAGUGGGUAGAGAAAAGUUUAAGAAGUUGCCGUAUGGUGACCUGCUGUUUAGCAAAUCUACAAUAAGAAGGCCACAGGGUUCCAAAACCUCUGUGCUACCUCCGAUUGUGGGAUCUCGAAAGUCUAAAGGCAGUGGAAAUGAUCGGCAAUCUAAAUCUACUGUUGGAUCCAGUGACCCGGGAGAAAACAGUUCCUCACCUCAGCCUCCCAAAGGAAAGGACAAAAAAAGCCAGAAUCCAGAGGAUUCUGUGUCCAGACGACACUUUUCUAACAACUCUACAAAAGUAAAACAGACAGUAGGAGUAACAGCUUCCACAGGAGUCUUUCAAGAUAAUGGUGAAGGUAUUUACAAAGCCAGAGAAGAGCAGUCUGAAAUGUGGGGGGCAGCUGAAGUGCAGGAAGAUGAAGAUACUCGUGUGGAAGUUCCACUGGACCAGAGGCCAGCAGAAACUGUAGAUGAAGAAGAAAAUGCAGAAGAGGAAAAUGACAGGGGAGAGGAGGCAUAUAAAGGAGAGGAAGAAUAUCCAGCACUGAAUGGAGAGGAAAGUGGGGAAACUGUUAAAGAAAGGAGUGAAGUGGAAGAAAACAAGAAGAAAUUAAAUGAGAAUUAUGAAGAUGAAGCAGAAGAAACAGAGAAUGUUGACCAAGCAGAGGAAGAGAAACUUAUGCAUUUAAAUGGCAAGAAAAAUGAAGAAAAUGGUGAGGGAAUAGAGCACUUGAACUACCAAGGUGAACUUCAGCCUGAAGAAGAAAUAAAAGAAAAGAAAUCUGACAGUCAGAACCAGGUUGAUUCCCAUCUUGAAAAAACAUCCACAAAUCCAAGGGUGACAAUCACCAGCCCACAGGAAAGUGAAAAAAAUGACCAGAGCAAUGACUAUGCUGCAGUUGCAUAG